Messenger RNA from Spinacia oleracea (spinach), 978 nucleotides. RefSeq lists its product as uncharacterized. The transcript has 3 exons. The coding region runs from base 1 to 978 and encodes 325 amino acids. Lineage: Eukaryota; Viridiplantae; Streptophyta; Magnoliopsida; Caryophyllales; Amaranthaceae. The record is from RefSeq and is a predicted model, not a curated record.
AUGACCAUUGUCAACAGUUUUGAUGUUUGGAGUUUCAAAGAAGAACAUGACCAAUUGACCAAUGGUUUAGGGUUUCUGGAAAAUUUGAUGUUGGAUGAUGACUUGUUUGUUUGUGUUCAUGAAAUAAAGAUGUCUGAUGUUUGGUUGUUGCUGCACUAUAAGUCUCAUGACUUUGAUGUGAGGGUUGUAGACACUGAUAAAUGUCAGUUGAUAGACAUAUUCAUAGAUAUUUUUGAGGAAUCGACUAAGCAAAAUGUGUUUUUGCCUGAAAAGUUUAGGUUAUACACUAACUCACCCACUGGGAGGGUAGAAUUGGUUGAUGAUAGUGUAAUGCUGAGAAUGUGGGGGUGGAAUAUGGGGACUGACACCAUAGAGUUGUGGGUAGAGGAAUCAGACAGUCCUGGGGUAGCAUUUAGGUCUGCUGUAGCUCUGCUUGAAAGGCAAAGGAAGGAGGAUGAAAGGAAAAUGAGGGAGAGACAGGAAGAGGUUUUGAGGAUGCAAAAAGAGGCUGAAGAACAGAGGAGGGUAGAGGAGGAAAAGGAGAGGGUUAGGAAGGAAAUGGAGGAACAAAUGAGGUUCACAGUUGCCAUGGAGGUCCCAGUGGUGGAUGUGGAGAAUGAUGGGGUUGAGUAUGUGAGGAUAAUUACCUCAGAUGAUGCUGAUGAAGUGUUUCCUGGCCUAUCUCAACCAGAACCAGAACCACAAACACAAGAAUCCCCCUCUAAGAAACCUACCAAAUCAAAAUCUAAGAAGAAACUUACCCCAAAAAAAAGGAAACAAAAACCUGCCCCCCCACAGCCUACUGAAACUGACCCACAAUCACCCCAGCCCACACAACCUGAAACAACACAACCCACACAAGAAGCACCCCAGCCCACACAACCUGAAACUUCCCCCCCACCUCCAUCACAACAAGCAACACCUGAAACUGCCCCCCCCCCCCCCCCCCCCACCUCCAUCACAGCAAGCAGGACCUGA